Messenger RNA from Electrophorus electricus (electric eel), 5950 nucleotides. It is a transcript of the gene capn5b, whose product is annotated as calpain 5b. Gene Ontology annotation, molecular function: calcium-dependent cysteine-type endopeptidase activity. Gene Ontology annotation, cellular component: cytoplasm. NCBI's taxonomy places the organism in Eukaryota, Metazoa, Chordata, Actinopteri, Gymnotiformes, Gymnotidae. The record is from RefSeq and is a predicted model, not a curated record. Gene Ontology annotation, biological process: proteolysis.
CUGGAGUGGUUGUCUGCAAGCGAAUACAGCGAGCAGUGCGUUGCAGAGAGAGCGUAGGUUGGCACCGCGGGACCGAAAGAACGCCGCUGGAUCCUCGUAGGACCAGAGAGAAGACGCCACCGAGGGACUGGAGCUGUGCGCAGGUAAUGAUCGGGUCGAUGUGUGCAGGCACUGAAAACUGCACCAAUGAAAUUUUAGACCGCUGCAGGACCCUGCUGCAGCCAAUCUGAAAGUGGCAAGGAGGAAGCACGGUGGCAUCUUGAAGGAUGUUCUCGUCGGCCAAGGCCUUCGAGGGCCAGCAGUACUCCACUCUGAAGAAGCAGUGUCUACAGAGUGGCAGCCUGUUUGAGGACCCACUCUUCCCUGCUGCUGACCACUCACUCUUCUACCAGGGCAACCGCAUUGGGCGUGUGCACUGGAAGCGGCCACAGGAGCUAUGUGAUGAUCCUCAUUUGUUUGUGGAUGGGAUCAGUGCCCAUGACCUGCACCAAGGGCAGCUGGGAAACUGCUGGUUCGUGGCAGCAUGCUCCAGCCUGGCUUCUCGCGAGUCUCUGUGGCAGAAAGUUAUCCCAGACUGGAGGGAGCAGGAAUGGGAUCCAGAGAAACCAGACUCUUAUGCAGGAAUCUUCCACUUCCGCUUCUGGCGCUUUGGGGAAUGGGUGGAUGUGGUAAUCGAUGACCGCCUGCCCACUGUGGAGAACCAGCUAGUGUACUGCCACUCAAAUGACAGCAACGAGUUUUGGAGUGCCCUGGUGGAGAAGGCUUAUGCCAAAGUGUACGGCUGCUACGAAGCCCUGGAUGGUGGCAACACAGCUGAUGCUUUGGUGGACUUCACCGGUGGCGUGUCUGAGCCUGUGGACCUGCUGGAGGGCCAGUUUGCCCAGGAUGAAGUAGCCAGGAAUCAGCUUUUUGAGAGAGUUCUCAAGGUCCACAACAGGGAUGGCCUCAUAAGCUGCUCCAUCAGGGCGACUACAAUGGAGGACAUGGAGGCUCGGCUGGACUGCGGCUUGGUUAAAGGCCACGCCUACGCCGUGACGGAUGUGCGGAAGGUGCGCUUGGGCCACGGCCUGCUGGCUUUCUUCAAAUCUGAGAAACUCCACAUGAUCCGCAUGAGAAACCCCUGGGGGGAAAAGGAGUGGAGUGGGCCCUGGAGCGACAGCUCUGAGGAGUGGAAGAAGGUGAGCAAGAGUGAGAGGGAAAGGCUAGGCGUCACAGUUCAAGAUGAUGGAGAGUUCUGGAUGAACUUUGAGGAUUUCUCUCACUACUUCACUGACCUGAUUCUGUGCCGGCUGAUAAACACAUCCUACUUAAGCAUUCAUAAGACCUGGGAGGAGGAGGUGAUGAGGGGCUCCUGGAUGUACCGGGAUGACCCUCUCCGCAAUCGCUCCGGAGGCUGCAUCAACCACAAGGCCACUUUCCUGCAGAACCCCCAGUAUGUGUUUGACGUGAGAAAGGUGGAGGAUGAGGUUUUGAUCUGCCUGCAGCAGAAAGAGAGAAGGGCAACUCCCAAGGAAGGCAAAGGCGAGAACCUGGCAAUUGGAUUUGACAUCCAUCGGGUGGAGCUAAAUAGAAAGUACCGCAUGCACUCAGCUCAACAGAAGGUUGCUGGCUCAAUCUACAUCAAUUCUCGGUGCGUCUUCCUGAGGAAAGAGCUAAAAGAGGGCCGUUAUGUCAUAAUUCCCACAACCUUUGACCCUGGCCAGCAGGGUGACUUCUUACUCCGGGUUUUCACUGAUGUGCCUUCAGACUGCAAAGAGCUGACUCUGGAUGAGCCUCCUCAGACAUGCUGGACAGGCAUGUGUGGAUAUCCUCAGCUGGUCACCCAGGUGCAUGUGCUGAGUGCUGAAGGACUGCAGGGACAAGACUCUAAUGGAGCCUCAGAUCCAUAUGUGAUCAUCACCUGUGAAGGAGAGAAGGUUCGAUCUCCUGUGCAUAAGGACACACGUUGCCCCAACUUUGACGUUAAGGGGGUGUUCUACCGCAAGAAGCCAAAAGAGGGCAUUCAUGUUGAGAUCUACAAUAAGAACGUGAUUGUUGACACCUUCCUGGGUCAGGUGACCCUCUUCAGUGAUCCUAAUGACCGGCAGGAGCAGCACACAGUUCACCUGAGAGACAAGGCCAGUCGCCAAGACAACGACCUCCCAGGCACGCUGACAGUGCGAUUGAUCACCUGCACUAAUUUAACCAACAUCUGACCACUCAGUGACCACGACCUUAUCUGUACCCUUUCUUUAUCAUUCUCCCUUUAUCUUUCUAGAUCCCUCUUUUCUCUCUGUCUCUGUUUCCUUCAUCAGUUUUUUUAUCAUGUUUUCAUUAACCUUCAGUUAAAGAGUUAUCCUGCUCUGCCAUAUGAUUUUAUAGUGCUCAUUUUACCCUGCUCUGAUAGUAUGCAUAAGGGCUAUGCAUUAAUCUUGCGUGAGCAGCUGAGGCUGCCAUGGUAACGGGAACGUCUUCGUCACACGAUCAGCUGCAGGUUUGCACUGCCAGCUUACCUCAGCAGAAAUCCUCUCUCUUCAUCUCUCCUCCCCUCCCUCCCUACAGUCAGGCGCCCCCCACCUGUUCAGGUUCACAUUAGCAGUUCACGCUCCUCCAAGAUGAUCAGCCUGAAGAAGAGAUCAUUUACGGAGAUCAAGGACUAACUGGCCUGUGGUGUGCUUCCCCUCUCCCCCAAGCUGUCAUUAACAGAAAAAAAAACCCCAAUGUAAUCAAAAAACACUAAAAAACAAACAAACAAACCUAGUUUUCUCCACACACUGUUGUAAAGAGUGUGGCACCUGGCAGUUGUGUGGACUCCUGCACUGGGCUUUCACUGGAUGCUCCUUGGAUGCGCAGCAGCAUGCUUGAAGUAGCUUAACAACAGGAGUGAGAAGAGGAGGACGUGGGAACAUGGAGAGGGCUUCCUGCUCCAGCCAGCCAUCUCCGGGGACCAAAGGCCUUCCCAGCCUCUCUGCCAUGUCAUGUCCAUGGUAACGCCACUGCCUGAGGACAAAUAAAAAAUGACUGUUUAGCUUUUGCAUGUGCGUGUGCAUGUGUGCGUGUGCAUGUGCGCGUGAGUGGGUGGGUGUGUGUGUGUGUGUCUGUAUGUAUGUAUACCUCUUCUUAAUAAGUCCCUCAGACAUACUUAAAGGACAAUUAAGUCAUGCAUGUGUAAGCAGAGGGUGGAUUCCAUCAAUUCCAGUAGUGCUUUAGAGUGAAGGGUAGUUCUAUGGACACAUAAGCGCGCACACACACACACGUAAACAGACUCUGCAUGUAUACCUCACUCUGGCACUGAGGAUGGGACUAUGUGAGGAUAUGUGUGUGUUCUAUAGCUGGGUUCUCUUCAGCUACUGCCAAACAGAAUGUGCCAUGAUGUGGGUCUUAUAAAAACUGUUCUUCCACUCCACUAGGGGGCACUGCACUUGUACAUUAGGAUUAUCUCCCUUGAAUCACUUAUAGACACUUGCUGGAUAUUAUUACCAGAUCUGUGUCAUCUCUAAUGGCUAGUGUGCUGUUUCACUAGGAAUUGCUACAAAUCUAUUUAUACACUACCAUUAUCAGUUUAAGUGUUGCAACGAGUUCAUUUGCUUUGGACUUAAUGGGCUUAGCACAGACGAAUGAAGCCCAUAAUAUAAAUUAUUUUAAUAUAGUUUCAUGUGAUACAGUUUUUGGUGUUCUCUUAUAAUGGGUAAUUCUGCAAGAUGUUUUUGAAUGUCAGCUAUAGUGUAGAAUAGCUGAGCAGUUUAUUUAUAAAGUCACAUGUUUGAACAAGUUCAGCCACUCUUUAUUGCAUUACCUGAAAGAGGGCAUUUUCCUGUCAUUUUUUUCUAUCAUUUAAGAUGUUUCACACUGUCUUAAGGUAUUUAUCUUUCAUUUACAGAAAAUAAUCAAGAGUUACAAGUUUUAUAGUCACUGUGUUUACAGUUUUGCUCGUUAAACAAAACAAUAGAUUAACUCUAAGAUUGAAUAGUCAUCAUGACCUCCUGUGAACAGAGAAGUUAUCACCUUCCUGAAUGAGCACCAAAUUUCUCUUUUGGUCUGAAGGUUCAUGACCCAUGACGGAGAGGGUUUGUGUUUGGGGAGGGGAAUGUCACUUUACUGGUUUGAAUAUGCAGUGCCAAGAAUAUUAAGUGUUGGAUGUCAAAAGCAGAAGAGAGUUCAUGUCAAACAGACUCGCCCAAAGUAUACUGGGAAACAGGAGACACAGAGCCAGAGACAACGUGACUUCAUUCAGGAAAGAGUUUUCCUUUUGCACACCUUUGGUUUUAAAUAACCUAGACUGAACAACCUAAGCCAACUAAAGUCACCAAUGUUUCAGUCUCUAUGUAUAAUUUACUCAAUAUUCCCAAUUAGGAGAUAAAAAGGAAAGUUCUUACAGACUUUGCAGGGAUCGUGAGUGUUCUCACCACAUCAACAUAGUCAUUGCCUCUGAUGGCAGCCAAGCAUGACAGAGUAUGUUUUUUUCAUAAACAGAUUAGUAGAAUCAAUGAAAUACUAGUCAGAAAGAAAUUGUUAUCCAUCCAGUUAAUAUUGCUUGGGCCUUGUUCAAGAGAACUUUACUGAAAGUAUCAAGAUGUUACACCUUUGCAUGUAUCCCAAGGCAGAUCCGUGGCUUCAAGCUCUAGUAAUGUUUCUUACCAGGGUAAUAUCCGUCUGACUUUCUUCUUUAAUGACCUUCUGUCACUCUUCUGCUUUCUCUUCCACACUGCCAGCUUCAUAUAUUUUGAAUGUGUUGACUCAGUUCAAAUGCCAUGAAGGUUAUUAAUGUGCCAUUCCGAUUUGAGCCUUGAAUAUGUUUUUUUUAAUUGUAUUCUCUCUUUGUUUUAAUUGUAUUCUCCAUAUGUUUUUUCAGUUUAUCAAAGCUAACAAUCUUCAGUGUUUUAGUGUCAGACAUGCCAAAAGUAAUCUGGUUGUUGUACCUAUUCCAGACUGUGUUUCCCUUCAGCACCGUUUGCUUUAUCACAUGCUUAUUUUGUGCUUGGACAUAUUGUUCUCCAGUGUUACAGAUUAAUUGAGACUCACUAUAACAUUCUGUAAAAUUCAUUAUUGAUGUUGCUGCCGUUUCCAUAUGCAAGUAUAAGCUUGUGUUGCAUGUAAUUUAGGAUGAUAUGUACAAUGUCUGCCUGGCUUUGCCCAGGUAUGACUAUGUGAAAGUGGCAGUAGCCAGUAUAUUAUCAAAUACCUGCAGAACAUCCAGUUUCAGGGAUGUUAAUAUUACAACAAUAUUUUUUCAUCCCCUGAAGAUAUCAACAUGAAUGAUUGCAAAUAUGGAAAAAAUAUCAGCAGUUUGUAACUCACAAGAUACAGAAAAAGAUUGUUUUUAGGCAUCUUAAAUUUCCACCAACACAGUUCUGACAUACUGUUCUUGAGUGUUUCUUUCAGCUUCUGAUUAGUGGCACUGCUGUAUCUGCCUCGUAUCUCUGUCUCCUCUCUUUAAGGCGCUAGCUUGCUGGCCUGCAUUGCUGCAUGUACUGUGUCCAAUUGGAAGCGCUAUGCUCCAUCCAGAAGCGAGCCACCAUGAUGCAGCACAGCCUUAAGAGCCAGAGAAUGCUUGUAGAGAGUGUGACUUAUAAUUCUUGCUCUUUUUUCCCAGAGAAUGAGCUUGUGAUACUCUUGUAUUUUUCUGCCAAUGUUAAACUUGAAAUUGACACACAAAUAAUCCCUUGCAUGAUGACAUUCUGUAUACGGUAGCAGAUACUGGGAACUUUAUAAGAAGUAUCUUUUGUCAACAUUUUAUACCUCUUUGUUUAAUCUUUUAUAUCUAUCCAUUGUGUCUUGUGUUCAACAAAACUGAAUACUGUAUGUUUACUGAUUGUAUGGGUUCAGAAAACUGUAUCUUAUUUAUGUUUAGAUGUGUGUUUUGUUUUGGUGUGUUUGUUAAAGUCUCUCCUGGGUUACACUGUGGUUAUUUUAUAUUUUUUCUUGAAUUAGGCUAUUUAUUUUCUCUAUUUUGUAUUUUUGUCAACUUGUG